This is a messenger RNA of Daphnia carinata, 3212 nucleotides long. RefSeq names its product oxysterol-binding protein-related protein 8-like (gene Orp8). Lineage: Eukaryota; Metazoa; Arthropoda; Branchiopoda; Diplostraca; Daphniidae. The record is from RefSeq and is a predicted model, not a curated record. The transcript has 11 exons. Gene Ontology annotation, cellular component: intracellular membrane-bounded organelle; membrane; cytosol. Gene Ontology annotation, molecular function: cholesterol binding. Bases 107 to 2809 code for a protein of 900 amino acids.
UUUGUUUAUAACAAGUCUGAGGACAAUUGAAAUAGGUAACCUCCCAUAUUGCACAAAAUUCAACCACUUCACUUUAGGGUAGGUAAUCUGUGGCUGUACUCAGGAAAUGGAUCGUUCUUCUGUAGAACCUAUUCCUUCACAGCCUUCUUCACCAAAUCCCUACACAUCCACACCAAACAAGUUCAAAAAUGCUUCGUCUACAGAGAGUGCCCAGGUGCCGCAGUCUGUUAUAGAUCCAGUUCUUUGCAAUGAGACUCAACAACUUGACUGGCAGGGACCGGGAAAUGGAGAUCCAGCGCCUUCUAGCAGUCCUGGAACAGCUCCAGCAUCUGGAUAUAUGGUGGCAAGGAAAGAGUCCUACAAGCUGCAGAGGAAAAACUACAGGUUCGAAAAGAAAAAAGCUGCCAACGAGCUGCUGUGUUCCUUCAAAGACCCAGCUGUUGUUGUCUUAGCAGACUGGCUCAAAGUGAGGGGAAUGCUGAAGAGCUGGACAAAGCUGUGGUGCAUACUGAAACCAGGUGUCAUUUUGCUUUACAAAAGUGACAAGGCAAAGGAUUGGGUGGGGACGAUUCUGUUGAGCAUGUGCAAAUUGAUAGAACGUCCCUCGAAAAAAGACGGUUUCUGUUUCAAACUCUAUCACCCUCUGGACCAAUCGAUAUGGGCGCCUAAAGGGCCCCUCGGGGAAACAAUUCCCGCGCCAAUUCAACCGCUCCCCACUUCUCAUUUGAUUUUUCGAGUGUCGUCGCAAGGGGCAGGCAAGUGUUGGAUGGAUGCUCUUGAAUUAGCCUUGAAGUGCUCGUCGCUGCUGAUCCGGUCCAUGAGCACUCGAAGCACCAAUGUGGCCGAAGGACUUGUCUCGGACCUUACGUCUGGACAGCCAAGUUGUGGUGCGCCAGCCUCUCAAAGCGGCGAAAUUCACUGGAACGAUUCGGAUUUCGAAAAACAUUUUAAAGAUCAAGAUUUCGACGAUACUAGUCAUACGGAUGAAAAUGAUAUGAUGGAAGCUGAGCGUCGGUCCGGUUCUGUGGUGGAUGUUGCCGAUUUCGCCACGAUGGGGCCACGUCUUCCUCGUACACGCCACGAUUCGCAUCAUUCAGAUUCGGAAUCUGAGGAAGAUGAGUUGAGAUCACUCGAUGAAUCGCCUAUCGAGACGACGUACGUCAUCCAACAGGAAGAAGAAUUUGGAUCGACUGGCGAGCUGACGGAAGAAUUAGCAGAUGAUAACAAGAGCUUAAUUUGGUUCCUUGUCAAACAAGUGCGUCCAGGAAUGGAUUUGUCAAAAGUAGUCUUGCCUACGUUCAUCCUAGAGCCGCGCUCAUUUCUCGAUAAAUUGUCUGAUUAUUAUUAUCACGCGGACAUCUUAUCCAGGGCGGUUUUGGAGGAUGAUCCUUUCACGCGAAUGAAAACGGUGGUUCAAUGGUAUCUCUCUGGUUUCUAUAAAAAGCCGAAGGGACUAAAGAAACCCUACAAUCCUAUUCUGGGAGAGCUUUUUCGAUGUUGUUGGAAGCAUCCCAAUGGAUCGACCACGUUCUAUAUAGCCGAACAGGUGUCUCACCAUCCGCCCAUCUCGGCUUUGUACGUCACCAACCGUAAAGAUGGCUUUACUCUCUCGGCCACUAUACUGGCUAAAUCCAAGUUUUACGGGAAUUCGUUGUCCGCCCUUUUGGAUGGAUCUGCCCGGCUGACGUUACUUCCCCGUGGUGAGGACUACGUCAUCACCAUGCCUUACGCUCAUUGUAAGGGAAUCUUGUUGGGAACGCUCACUAUGGAAAUGGGCGGCGAAGUCUAUCUCAAAUGCGAAAAGACGGGCUACCGGGCCGAUUUGGAAUUCAAACUCAAGCCAAUGAUUGGCGGCGCCGAUUUCAUGAACUACGUAACGGGCAAACUUCGACUGGGCAAAGAAACGCUGGCCACCAUUUCCGGCUAUUGGGAUGACUGCAUCACCAUCGAAGAUAAACGAACGGGCGAGAAGCAAACGCUGUGGAACCCGACGUCAGAAGUCAGAGCUACGAGGCUCAAACGUUGGACUGUAGCACCGGAAGAACAGCUUGACUAUGAAUCGGAUAAAUUGUGGAGCAAAGUCGCAGCCGCCAUUCGUCAAGAAAAUCAGGAAUUGGCUACAAGCGAGAAAACAAUUUUGGAAGAGGAGCAAAGAAAGGCCACCAAAUUGCGAAUAUCUCAAAAUGAAACGUGGAUCCCUCGCUGCUUUGAAUUGGAUCCCGUGACUGAUUCAUGGCAUUACCGACAUGCCGAUGUCCGCCCUUGGGAUCAGCGCAAUGACGUUGUCCAGUACGAAAGUAACUUUGUUAUUGCCACUAAAACUCGGCAUCGAACGCCAAUGAUUCGUGAGGCCAGCAUAGUCAGUGUCGAAAGGCAAUCCGAAUCAAUUAGGCAACAGUUGGUCUUAUCGCCAAACGGUGCUGAAUUUCGGAAGCCAUUGAAUGAGUCUAAUGCCAAUGGAACAAGUGCCAUACGACGAAGGAAUGUUGACGGAAGCAUCAGUUCCUCAGCCGAAGGUGAUCAGAUACAUAGCUCUGAAGACGACAGUCGAUUGAUGGGUGAUAAGCGCCAGUUGAGGAGUGGCCCUACCAGCUGGAAUCAUGUACUGCAGUACCUGGAAGAAUCGCAUCGGGAAACGCAGGACAAAUUGAACCGGAUUCAGAACAGCAUUCAGUCAAUGGUGUUGCAACAACAUCAGAUGAUGGGUCCAAAGAGGAUGGCGCGUGGAUCGACAUCUCGUGACCUUUACCUGGUCGUUCUAGUGCUGGCCCUGUGCCAGGUAGUUCUCUGGUUGUAUUGGAAGAAAUGAUCUUCGAUUUUGUUUUUUUCGAAAAGUUUAUUUAAUUUUUUAAAGUUGAAAAAGAUUUGUUCACAACGCCAAAAACCUCACAGUCUAUUAAGAAAUCACUGUGUGAGGCAAGAGGAAAGAAUGAGUCUUGCUUUUACAUGAAACAAUGAGGUAAUAUGGUGAAGUAACGAGAGCUAGUCGGUCUGUUUCCCCUCUUGCCCACUUACCCAAAUGCGUACCCUACACCAGUCUUUUUCUCUCCCUUUUCUUGAUUUAAAAGUGAUGUGAACUAUUGGAGCAAAAGCAUUCCUUCCAUGUUCUAUUUAUCCAGAUAUUUAUGAGACAUUUAUUUAGUGAGACCUCAUGGCAAGAGACUGUAUUUGUGACGCAACAGGGAUUUUAAAGGCGGAAACAAAACAGGAAC